AAAAAAGACAAUAGGACGAAUAUGAUUGUCAGUAUGGCUUCUGUCAACAGUAUCUUCUCUUCUGUUGUCAACCUCGAGUGAUGAUAUUCUCCAUUAUUUGCGCCUCAGGACUAUAAUGCAGCAACCCAUCCAGAUGCAGCAGCACAUGACGAACCCGGAAGGUCGCCAGUAAUCAAUCAGUAGACUAGCAGCAGCGAGACAUCACCGUUUCCUUUCAUUUAAUUAAUUGCCGACAGCUCCUCCAAGAUAGCUUCGAGGUCCUUAAACCUUCAGUUCUCCUUUCACCAUGCGAAUCCGCUACCCCUUCGCAGGUGCCUUUCUCUUCCUCCUAAUCCUCGCAGCCUACAUCGGCCUGCUCCCUCACAGCACCUCCUCCUCAAUCCCAUCAAAUCUCCAACCAAACGACAAAUUCCUGCACGUCGUCACCUUCUUCUUCCUCUCCCUCGUCUUCUACUGGAUCCCGGAUACCACCCGCCGCCGCUCUCUGCAAUUGACCUUGCUCAUCUGCACCCUUGCCCUCGGCAUCGGCUCCGAGAUCGUCCAAGCCAUCCUCCCCAACGACCGCCCAUUCGACCCCUUCGACAUCCUCGCCAACCUCGUCGGCAGCCUCGGCGCCGUCGGCCUAUGCAGCUGGUACCACCGGCGGAUGCUAGAGCGGCGGCGCAAGGCCCGCUUCGGGGCGCUGGGCGACGAGCGCGGGGAUGACGUCGAGCUAGGCGGCGCUGGCGGUUCGGAGAGUGGCCUCGGGCCGCAGGAAUCGGGCGUGAUGUCGCUGGAGCAGGAGGUCGACAAUUGGGAUGAGAAUGCGGCGGACACCUGGGAUACGGAGGAGGGGGCGGAUGAGUAUUCCGCUGCUGCUCCGGGGCGGGGUCCGGAGUCCAAGGUCUCGCCUGUUAACGACGAGGGCGCGAAACGGACUGAUUGAUUCGGCUUGCGGUUUGUUUUUGAGUCGUAAGGUCUUGCCCGUUGCGCUGGGCAGAUUAGAAAAAGCACCACCGACGUGUGCAUUUACAGGUCGCUCAUCGCUGAUGAGCCCCAUCCAUUGUCAUGUCUAUAUGCCUCCGUCUACCUUAACGACUGCCUCUGUGGAAAAGAAAUCCUUGUUUAUGAUAUUUAUGGCUAUGUUGUGAAUCUCUGGGCUGACGCUGUACAUUUAUAUCGUCCUUUUUCUCGUGCUUAUAUACCACCCUCUACUUCGGGAAAUUCUGCUUGGAAUUUAUGGCGUCGCAUGUACUCAGCGAGAACCUAUAAAUCAACUUUUUGUCUUGCUGAAUGGGAUCUUUCAGGUGACUUGCGGUCUACAUGCACAUGGGUUUCCGCGAGCCUAACCUACCCUUCACUCCUUGACAGGCAAUCCAGU
Messenger RNA from Aspergillus novofumigatus IBT 16806, 1360 nucleotides. RefSeq names its product VanZ family protein. The record is from RefSeq and is a predicted model, not a curated record. NCBI's taxonomy places the organism in Eukaryota, Fungi, Ascomycota, Eurotiomycetes, Eurotiales, Aspergillaceae. Bases 287 to 925 code for a protein of 212 amino acids. The transcript is spliced from 2 exons.